AUGCCUAGAUCCCCGAGCCAGUGCCAUUGGCAUCUUGGCCGGAAGAUCCACCAGCGCCACCUGCAGGUGAUUAGUGAGACUGGAGAGAACAUGGUUACCAUGCAUCGAGUUGAUGUCCUUAGACUGAUGGACGAGAAUGGGCUAAAACUGGUCCUCAACGAAAACAAAAGAUCCACCCGUCUAAUGACUGGCAAACAUAUCCACGAGGAGCAGCUCAAACUCUGUGAGAAACAGAGAGCCAAGACAGGCCCUGUGCAGGUAAAGGAGCUCACCUUUUCCUCUGACAUUGGUAACCAUGAUCUUCUAACCAAGCUGCGGCAGGUCCAGAAUUGGCUGGAUAAAAAGCACCGUGUCAGAAUCACUCUGAGAACAGGAUGUAUGGAACAUGUACAGCCACUGGUGAGAUAUCUAUCGGGGAUUGGUUUACCUUUACCUGUCUGAUGCACAUCAUCUAAAACACUUAUCGUAUACAGAUGAUAUUCACCAUUGUUGUUUCAAAGACUGUAGAGAUGACUGAAUUGUAUGCAUAACGACUACAACAAUCA
Oncorhynchus kisutch (coho salmon) is the source of this 545-nucleotide messenger RNA. Its product is annotated as translation initiation factor IF-3, mitochondrial-like. The record is from RefSeq and is a predicted model, not a curated record. Gene Ontology annotation, cellular component: mitochondrion. Gene Ontology annotation, molecular function: translation initiation factor activity; ribosome binding. NCBI's taxonomy places the organism in Eukaryota, Metazoa, Chordata, Actinopteri, Salmoniformes, Salmonidae. Gene Ontology annotation, biological process: mitochondrial translational initiation; ribosome disassembly.